Guyanagaster necrorhizus is the source of this 1683-nucleotide messenger RNA. RefSeq lists its product as uncharacterized. The transcript is spliced from 2 exons. The coding region runs from base 1 to 1683 and encodes 560 amino acids. NCBI's taxonomy places the organism in Eukaryota, Fungi, Basidiomycota, Agaricomycetes, Agaricales, Physalacriaceae. The record is from RefSeq and is a predicted model, not a curated record. Gene Ontology annotation, molecular function: protein binding.
AUGUCAACCACACUGAAACGCAGACAUGGACGACUCAACCUCAAGGACGAAGAAGACAGGCUCGAGGCCUCCAAUGCAGCUCUGCGAAAUUUGGAGUCCUGUCGCUCGGUCCCAGCCUCUGUCAUCUCACCGUCGGCUAUCAACGUCGCGAGUGCUCGUCAGACAUCGCUCCCUAUCGUCCACCAGACCCAUCAUUCCUUUCGUUCGUUGGCCCACGCAGAGUCAGACGAUGAGGAGUCCGGGGCGGAGAGGGCGUCUAUGUCGACUCCAUCGUCGGAGAAGGCCCGACGGAGCUGCGUAUUCGGGGCUGCAAGCAGGAACGGCCAGGAUGAGCAGGAAGACAGCAGGUCCUCGUUUACCAGGGGUCAACUUCGGACGCCUCCACCAGUGGAAAUGGAGGACGUCGCGACCUCAAAUAUCAUACACACUCUCCCUAAUGAACUUCUGACACUCAUAUUUGAGGCGGGAUCAGUCCUUACAUACCCUUCGCUCGUCGAACCGAAGUCGCCUUUCGUACCUAUCACAGUGAAGAAGGUCUCAUCCUUUAUGAAUACGGUGAUGCAUGUCUGCCACCGGUGGCGGCAAGUGGCGAUUCACACGCCAGCACUGUGGACCACUCUGCACAUCUCCCGGUCCCGGAAAGCGUUAGACAACCUCCCCAGCGUGAAAGACUUUCGAAACGCCAUGCCCUGGGUGACCGAGCAUCUCAUGCGGUCACAGUGCCUUCCUCUGGACAUCAGCCUCGAUUGCCGACACAUCUCCAUAAAAUCCGUAUUUAACCAGCUCAUUCCAGAGAGCCACCGCUGGCGCAGCCUCGUGAUCACUAUACCCUCCGUGCAAGAUCUCCCCAAUGCCCUGUCCAGCCUCAAAAAAAUCCCCGCACCCGCCCUUGAAACACUGGAAAUUACAUCCCUCAAAUACCACGACUCCGUUGCGCCGAACCUUACCUCCUUCUUCCGGGGCGGGCUCUCACCCAACUUGUCCCACGUACGAUUGAACCGCGUCUCGCUUUCCUGGCUCGCGUUCCCGCUCAAAGGCCUCACGACCCUCGAUCUUCGCUUCGUGAUCUGGCCGACCUUCCCUCACCUCGCGGAAAUGCUCUCCGGGUCUCCGAAUCUCCAGAACCUUAUUCUUCACAUCGACAACACCGCCGCCAAACUUCUUGACAGACGCGGUCGUGCUGCGAUCAGCAUUCCCUCCCUUCGGUCUCUCGAGAUCCGCUUGUUCAGCCAAGGAUCACCGACCAUUUGCCCUUUCCUCCAGAUAUUCUCCAUACCUGCGUUAGAGAGCCUCACCUUGCGAGAAGUAACCUCCUCGGACUGGUGCAGGAUUCUAGUGUACUUUCGCGUUAACUGCACGUCGUACCCGGUCUUGCGCCACCUCAGGCUAUCGUGCAUCCGCGGGCUGAUUUCCGUUGAUUCGAGUGCCGUGCGGGCGUUCCCACAGUUGACACACCUCACCCUGAACGGGAUCUACUCGAGCGCGUUCUGCCGUCUUUUGGUAGAUGAGAAGACGGAUGAUGGGUAUCGCGUGCCGGUGUGGCCAAACAUGACGAGUCUGAGCAUUAGGGGCGACGUGGAUUUGAAUGUCGAUUUGCUAGAGAGGGCAAUCAUUGCAAGAAGAAGGAUGGGGCGAGCGCUCAUGCAAGUCGAUUUGGAUCAUAGGAUGCCAAGUGAUGAUUGA